CGAAAAACACUAUUGGUAUCGGAGAGACUAGAGAGACUAGUUUUUGAGGAAAAAACUGAAAAGUUUGUAACCCUAAUUGUCCAAAUUCCAAUCCCUAAAAUUUGCUGCGAUUACAAAAGAAAUUUCAUCUCUCUCUACAUAAUUACAUACAGAUUACAGAUUACAGAUUACAGAUUACAGAUCUCAUUCUAGUUUAUCUUCUCCAGCUCAAAAGUUCGAUAUCCAGCAUCAAUUUCAAGUUAAUUUCCGAGGAAAGAAAUUGAAGGAACUUUCCGACGAUUCCAUAGUUUUGAAGUGGAUUUUGUUGCGUUAAUCGAGCUAUGGCGGCUCUAAAAGAACUACUUCCGCCGGCGAAAUCUUCAACAACAACGUAUUAUGAUCAUACUAGUGAUCCCUGGUUCAAGAGCCGGUUUAGUGCUCAAGAGGAUGAGAAGGGUUUGGUAAUUAAGGCAGUGAAUAUACCUCCUUAUCUUAAACGACAAGGGUUUGUUCCUCGAAAACCUGAGGAUUUUGGAGAUGGCGGGGCGUUCCCUGAGAUUCUUGUGGCUCAAUAUCCUUUGGGAAUGGGUAGGAAAGAUUCGAAACCAGGGUCGAAAAUAUUGCCUGUUUCUGUGGAUAGUCAGGGGAAUGUGGCUUUUGAUGCCAUAGUGAAGCAGAAUGAAAAUGCGUCGAAGAUUGUUUAUUCUCAACAUAGGGACCUUGUGCCUAAAAUUUUGAAGGAUGAGGAGGAGGAGAUGGAGGAGGAAUCUGAGGAGCUGCAAAAGGAGAUUGAAGAGACCACUGAAGCUACGAAAGCUGCGAUGGAGAAGAUUGUUAAUGUGAGGUUGAGUGCUGCUCAGCCAAAGAAUGUGCCGAAACAGUCUUCUGAUUCUAAGUUCAUCAAGUAUAAGCCUUCGCAGCAAGCUGCGGCCUUUAAUUCUGGUGCAAAGGAAAGGAUUAUUAGAAUGGUAGAGAUGCCGGUGGACCCUCUUGAACCUCCUAAGUUUAAGCAUAAGAGGGUUCCCAGGGCUUCGGGCUCUCCACCUGUGCCUAUCAUGCAUUCGCCACCUCGUCCUGUAACUGUGAAAGAUCAGCAGGAUUGGAAGAUUCCACCUUGUAUUUCGAACUGGAAGAAUCCGAAGGGUUACACCAUUCCAUUAGACAAGCGGCUUGCAGCUGAUGGAAGGGGCCUUCAGGAUGUUCAGAUUAAUGACAAUUUUGCGAAGCUGUCUGAGGCUCUGUAUGUUGCGGAGCAGAAGGCUAGAGAAGCUGUGGCAAUGAGAUCGAAGGUCCAAAAGGAGAUGGCUAUGAAGGAAAAAGAAAAGAAGGAGCAGGAGUUGCGUGCUUUGGCUGCUAAGGCACGGUCUGAGAGGACUGGUAUUGCAGCUCCUGUUGCUGCACCUGCUCCAUCUGCUAGAAAUAUGGACAUUGAUGAACCGAGAGCCGAGUAUGCGGGAAGAGGAGAUAGAGAUAUGGUGAGGGAGUCAAAAGAGGAAAGGGAAGAGAGGUUGUCGCGUGAGAAAGUUCGUGAGGAACGACGACGAGAGAGGGAGAGGGAGAGAAGAUUGGAGGCAAAGGAUGCUGCAAUGGGGAAGAAGAGUAAGAUUACUAGAGAUAGGGAUCGUGACAUUAGUGAGAAGGUUGCUCUUGGUAUGGCUUCUGUUGGGUCUGGAAGAGGUGAAGUCAUGUAUGAUCAGCGAUUAUUCAACCAAGAAAAAGGGUUGGAAUCUGGGUUUGCUACUGAUGAUCAGUACAAUGUAUAUGACAAAGGCUUGUUCACUGCCCAAGCUACACUUUCUACUCUAUACCAGCCCAAGAAAGAUAUGGAUUCUGAAAUGUAUGGAGGAGCUGAUGAACAGCUUGAUAAGAUCAGAAACACGGAAAGGUUCAAAGCUGACAAAGGAUUCACGGGAACUGCAGAGAAGAGUGGUCCAAGAGAUAGACCUGUUGAGUUUGAGCAAGUUGCUGAAGAGGCUGAUCCAUUCGGUUUGGAUCAAUGGUUGACUGAAGUGAAGAAGGGUAAGAAAGCCAUGGACAAAAUAGGUGGCGAAGGUACAAUGAAAGCAAGUGCCGGGUCUUCACGAGAAGGCUAUGAUGGUGGCUCUGGAAGGAGCAGGAUUGCGUUCGACAAAGGGCGUUAAGUUCUCGUUUACUGUACUGUUAUGACCAUUUUGUUAGCUGUUUCAUGUUUUUGCACUAUAGGUAAUUUGUUUUGAUCGACUGUAUCAUAUGUAACUUGCUGGGAAAAGCCUUGUCUUUUUUUAUAUGUCCUAAUUGGUAACUGUUUAAAUAUGGUUAUCUGGGAUAUUGAUGUAGUAGUUGAUAGCCUGGUUUUUAUUACCUCCCCCUUGGGCUCGCCUUCGUUUUGGAGUUUCCCGA
Beta vulgaris subsp. vulgaris (sugar beet) is the source of this 2358-nucleotide messenger RNA. Its product is annotated as SNW/SKI-interacting protein A. Gene Ontology annotation, biological process: mRNA splicing, via spliceosome. Gene Ontology annotation, cellular component: spliceosomal complex. The transcript is spliced from 2 exons. The record is from RefSeq and is a predicted model, not a curated record. The coding region runs from base 321 to 2120 and encodes 599 amino acids. NCBI's taxonomy places the organism in Eukaryota, Viridiplantae, Streptophyta, Magnoliopsida, Caryophyllales, Amaranthaceae.